AUGGACGACACCGAGACAUUCACUCUUCUCCCUAUCACAAUCGAUCCCACCUCAAAAGCCAUAAUCACAUCCUCCAAUUCCCGGCCACUGAAACAGCAACUAUCAUCUCUCAACGAGCUACACAAGACACUCCUCACUCUCGAAUCACCAGUACCUCCUCCACCUGUUCCAGUCAACCCCAAACGCUCCUCCCAGAUCACGAAACUCCGAGAAUCAGGCAAUGCAUCAUUCCGCGCAGGCAAGCAUGCCGAAGCGAUUAGAAUGUACGGACUGGGUCUACAGAUGGCGCUAGGAAGACCUCUAUGGGAGCCCUCUGGGCUAGUUCGAGACGAGGUUGCUGGAUUGUAUGCGAACAGAGCACAGGCACAUAUGGCGUUAUCGAAUUGGGCUGAGGGGUCGAUCGAUGCAGAGGCGAGUGUGGAGGCUAAGAAGGCUGGUAAUGCGAAGGCAUGGUGGAGGAAAGGAAGGUGUCUGAUUGAGAUGGGACGUCUGGAUGAGGCAAAAGAGUGGAUUGGUCGAGGUCUGGAGAUGGAGGGUUCGGAGGCUGAUUUGGUGGGCUUGCUGAAGGAGAUUGAGCAGAAGUUGGUGGCAAAGAAGAACUAG
This is a messenger RNA of Cadophora gregata, 603 nucleotides long. RefSeq lists its product as uncharacterized. The transcript has a single exon. The record is from RefSeq and is a predicted model, not a curated record. Gene Ontology annotation, molecular function: protein binding. The coding region runs from base 1 to 603 and encodes 200 amino acids. NCBI's taxonomy places the organism in Eukaryota, Fungi, Ascomycota, Leotiomycetes, Helotiales, Ploettnerulaceae.